Neltuma alba is the source of this 2855-nucleotide messenger RNA. Its product is annotated as serine/threonine-protein kinase-like protein CCR4. Gene Ontology annotation, molecular function: ATP binding; protein kinase activity. Gene Ontology annotation, biological process: protein phosphorylation. Bases 397 to 2742 code for a protein of 781 amino acids. The record is from RefSeq and is a predicted model, not a curated record. The transcript has a single exon. Lineage: Eukaryota; Viridiplantae; Streptophyta; Magnoliopsida; Fabales; Fabaceae.
GGGCCAUGUUGAUUAUUAAACGAAAAUGUUGGUUGAAAACACUAAUUCUUUAUACUCCUUGCGACUACUGUGCCAAUAUUUUUAAAGACCAUGGUUUGCUGUUGUACUUGUCCCCAUUAAAAAAAAAAAACAGAGCCCAGGAAGCAUCCUAUUUGAGGAUUUUUAGCGAGAACGUGGACCAGGACUUUUGUCUGACUCAACACGCUCUCACUAACUUUUUAGAACAUGUGGAACCCUUCAAAUGGAAUUAGUCUAUGGUCGUCACUACUAUUCUAACAAACCGCGUUUUCUUUCCUUGGCUUUUUCAUAUGAAUCUCUUGGCAUUUGCUCUUCACCCAAAUACCAGUUUCUUCUUCUUCUUCAUCAUGGUGAAAGUGUUAUCAGGUGGUCAUUUCAAUGGCUUCGAUUCUUAACCCCAGUUUCUGCCGCCGCCUGUUAUUAAUUCUCUUGUACUUCGUUUCUUCUUUUCUCGCCAUCAAUUCACUUUCAAGUAGUGUUUCCAUUUCUGGAAAUUCCAGCCACACAUUAAUCUGUGCCUUGCAGAGUACCAAUCGGCUCCAAGGACAAAAAUCAUUCCUCAACUGUACCAGUUUUCCCACUGGCAUUAAAAUUCAAGUGAACCCCAACAUUUCCUUCUCUGAGAUUGCAGGAGGGAAUGGGUUUGUCUGUGCAUUGAGGCCUCAGAUGGGUUCUUCUUCUUCUUCUUCUUCUGUCAUGUUUUGCUGGAGAUUCUCUACCAAUGAGACAAAUGUUGCCCCCAAGCGCAUUUACCAUGGACCUAUGAUUCAAAAUUUGGAAGCAGGAAACUCCCAAAUCUGUGGCCUUUCAAGCUCCAACAAUGGCCUUAACUGCUGGCAAUGGCCUGGGUUCAACACACGUAAUGUGAAAGGCUUCUCGAGUAUAUCUGUGGGAGAGAAUUUCGUCUGUGGGUUAUCGGAAACAUCUGGGAAUAUUAAUUGCCGGGGAAAUAAGAGCAUAAUUGGAGAUGAACCCAAAGGGAAUUACUCUGUGAUUGCUGCAGGGACGAGAUAUGCCUGUGCUAUCUCGUCCAAUAAUGGAAGUUUGCACUGUUGGGGUGACGUACCAAAAGCCGCAAUGACGCCUCAAGGGAGAUUCAUCUCUUUGGCUUUGGGAGAUAAUCGGAGUUGCGCUUUGAGGGCUGUGAACAGAACAGUUGAUUGUUGGGGGACGGAUGGUUUCAGCACGCCAGAGAGCUUCAGAAACACAUCUUUUGAAGCAAUCACAGCUAAAGGAAGUGUUUUCUGUGGUGUUAUGUCUAAUGAUUAUUCUUUGCAUUGUUGGGGAAAUGAUAAUUUGGGCAUGAACGGGACUGCUCAUAAGGUGUUUGAUGAAGUCCUACCUGGUCCUUGUAGAACUGACUGUUCAUGUGGACCAUUGCCAGGUUCUGCACAGUUUUGUGAUCUUGGUCGAUCUAUUUGCAGUUUUUGUGACAACCAACUACUGGAAUCCCAGCCGCCGCUGCCGCCGAGUGCUUCUUCACAGUCAAGACAAAGUAAUUGGAGCAGCAAAAUGGUGGCAUUUCUAGUGGUUGGCUGUGUUGGCUCCGUUUCUUUGAUGCUAGUGUUGGCAUUCUUUGUCUACAGGUAUUGCAAAGGCCGAGGAUGCAGGCGUGUGCACGACUCUGGCCGGUUGGAUGAGCCAGAAGAUCAACCAGCAAUCCAACCAACUUUAGAGAAGAGAUUGAGCCACAUGAUUAGCAUGGGAAAUGGAGGCCAUUUGGAGGAAUUUUCCUGGCAAAUACUAUUAGAAGCAACCAACAAUUUCUCAGAAGAUCAAAAAAUAGGAACGGGCAGUUUUGGUUCAGUCUACCAUGCCACACUCAAAGAUGGUAAAGAAGUGGCCAUCAAAAGAGCUGAGAUCUCACCCACCUCCCCGUCAGACAAAAUCAUAGGAGGCUCCAGGCGUCAAGAAGACAAAGACGAUGCUUUUGUCAACGAACUCGAAUCUUUAUCAAGACUUAACCAUAAGAACCUGGUGAGAUUACUAGGUUUCUUCGAGGACAACAAUGAGAGAAUCCUAGUCUACGAUUUUAUGACUAAUGGCAGCCUAACCGACCAUCUUCACAAACUCCACACUUCAACUUCAAAUCCAAAUUCUCCUCUCAUGUCAUGGUCAGGACGCAUCAAAGUAGCUCUAGACGCAGCCAGAGGAAUAGAAUACCUACACAAAUAUGCAAUUCCACCAAUCAUUCAUCGUGAUAUCAAAUCAGCAAACAUACUAUUAGACUCCAAAUGGACAGCCAAAGUAUCAGAUUUUGGACUCUCCCUAAUGGGCCCAGAAGACGAAGAGUCACACCUUUCUCUUCUAGCCGCAGGCACAGUAGGGUACAUGGAUCCAGAGUACUACAGGCUGCAACACUUAACCACAAAGAGCGAUGUGUACAGUUUUGGUGUGGUUUUGCUAGAAUUGCUUUGUGGGUAUAAAGCUAUACACAGGAACGAGAAUGGCACGCCUAGGAAUGUGGUGGAUUUUGUGGUGCCGUAUAUUGAGCAGGAUGAGAUUCAUAGGGUUUUGGAUCGGAGGUUGCCUCCACCAACACCGUAUGAGAUCGAGGCAGUGGCGUUUGUGGGAUAUUUGGCUGCGGAUUGUGUGAGAUUUGAAGGACGGGAAAGGCCCACAAUGACAGACGUUGUAAAUAAGUUGGAAAUAGCGUUGGAUGCCUGUUUAGCUCAACCAAAACCAACAAUUUCUCGCUUUAACUCUGGUUCUGAUUCAGAUUAGUUGAAUUGAAUUUUUUUCCCCCUCUUUCACCAUUUUGUCUUUUCCUUCCCAUUCAUUUUUUCUUUUUUCUUUUUUUAUGUACAGAAGGCAAAUUAUUAACAGUAACACGGAGU